AUGUUCAAAAACGUUUUGAAACCAGGAAUUGUUAGUGGUCUAAGACCCCAAGUUAUGACCUCAAACACAAGAGGUUUGAUGGCUUCUUUUAUUCGUCGUCAGUCUAAUGUCGUCACCAAGAAGACUACGGCUCAAGAAGAGUACGAGUUGCUAGUUUCUCAGAGAAAAGUUAGACCAGUGUCUCCUCAUUUGACCAUUUAUCAACCACAAUUGACAUGGUAUUUAUCGUCCGUGCAUCGUGUUUCCGGUGUUUUCUUGGGUCUAGCGUUCUAUGCAGUAACUAUUGCGUUCGGUGUUUCCACUGUGUUCGGUCUAGGAAUGUCCACAGAGAAUUUGGUUCAAUUUUAUAACGAAAAGAUCCCAUCCUGGAUUGAUUUGACCGCAAAGGCUGGGUUCGCAUACUUGUUUGCAUUCCAUUUCGGUAACGGUAUCAGACAUCUGAUCUGGGAUACCGGUAAAGAGUUGACCUUGAAAGGUGUCUACAGAACAGGUUACGCUGUGCUAGGAUUGACUGCUAUCAUGGGUUCUUACCUAUUAACAUGGUAA
Molecule: messenger RNA, 546 nt
Organism: Kluyveromyces lactis
Lineage: Eukaryota; Fungi; Ascomycota; Saccharomycetes; Saccharomycetales; Saccharomycetaceae
Gene: SDH3
Product: succinate dehydrogenase cytochrome b subunit SDH3
Exons: 1
Coding region: 1-546 (181 amino acids)
Biological process (GO): mitochondrial electron transport, succinate to ubiquinone; tricarboxylic acid cycle
Cellular component (GO): membrane
Molecular function (GO): electron transfer activity; succinate dehydrogenase activity
Source: RefSeq, a predicted model, not a curated record